AUGGAUUACCAGAACCGCGCAGGUUCGAAGUUCGGUGGCGGAGGUGUCGCCUCAACUUCAGCAACCAAUGCCGAUCGCCGCGAGCGUUUGCGCAAACUCGCCUUGGAGACCAUCGACCUCGACAAAGACCCCUACUUCUUCAAGAAUCACGUCGGAUCCUUUGAGUGCCGACUUUGUUUGACAGUUCACCAAAAUGACGGUUCCUACCUCGCCCACACGCAAGGCCGCAAACAUCAAACUAACCUGGCGCGCCGUGCAGCGAAGGAGCAGAAGGAGGGCCGGCCAGGCUUGGAUCCUGUUACAGGCAUGCCAAUUGGAAUGGUGGGUGCGCAGGUUGCGGUCAAGAGGAACGUGGUGAAAAUUGGAAGACCAGGAUACAAGAUCACAAAGACGAGGGAUCCGGUUACGAGACAGCAGGGCUUGGUAUUCCAACUGCAGUAUCCUGAGAUUGCGCCUGAUGUUACACCGAAGGUCAGAUUCAUGAGUGCUUUUGAGCAGAAGAUUGAUGAUCCUCCCGACAAGAACUUUCAGUACAUGUUGGUAGCUGCGGAGCCGUAUGAGACGUGUGGCUUCAAGCUACAGGCGCGGGAGGUGGACCGUACCAAUGAUCGAUACUAUACGUGGUGGGAUCCGGAUUUGAAGGAGUUCUGGGUACAGGUCAUGUUCAAGACAGAGAGAGAGGAGCGAUACAGUGGUGUUCCUGGUUUGGCUCCGUCGGGACUUUCAAGACGAUGA
This is a messenger RNA of Cadophora gregata, 735 nucleotides long. RefSeq lists its product as uncharacterized. Bases 1 to 735 code for a protein of 244 amino acids. The transcript has a single exon. The record is from RefSeq and is a predicted model, not a curated record. Gene Ontology annotation, biological process: spliceosomal complex assembly. Gene Ontology annotation, cellular component: U2-type prespliceosome; catalytic step 2 spliceosome; nucleus. Lineage: Eukaryota; Fungi; Ascomycota; Leotiomycetes; Helotiales; Ploettnerulaceae. Gene Ontology annotation, molecular function: nucleic acid binding; zinc ion binding.